UAUUAAAAUGUUCGUGCGAGUCUCCUGUUCAAACCAAAACGCCGAACUUUGCUUUCUGAGCUGUGGGAGAGAGAACGAACACACAGCUUCCGCGAAGCUGGUCGCCUACUUCCCAUCAAGGGAAAUGGGCGAAAACAAGAGAAAACGUGGACGAAAGCCCAAAAUCGCAGACGAUGAAAUCGCGGCGGAAGAGGAAUGCAACAGCAAAGCAACCACCUCAAUCACGGCCGGAACGUCUGAUCCCGGUAACACUGACAACUCACGUCGUCGCCCUGGCCGCCCCAGAAAGACCAACCGCAAGGAAAAUUCCCAACUCAAUACUGGGGCUUUACCGGAACGGAGAAGUUCAAGACUCGCCCAGCAGAACGGAGAUUCUGAACCCCCGGGUUUGGUUGUAGAAUCGCCAUUAACGCCUAAGUGGGAUAACGUGGUCAAGGUGGUGCCUUCCAUGGAUGCCGUGGUGAAGGUUUUCUGUGUGCACACCGAGCCAAAUUUCUCGCUGCCGUGGCAGAGGAAAAGGCAGUACAGUUCCAGUAGUAGUGGGUUUGUUAUUGCGGGAAGGAGGGUAUUAACUAACGCGCAUUCCGUGGAGCAUCACACGCAGGUCAAGCUCAAGAAACGUGGUUCUGAUACGAAAUACUUAGCAACAGUGCUGGCAAUCGGAACUGAGUGCGAUAUUGCUAUGUUGACGGUGAGUGAUGAUGAAUUCUGGGAUGGAGUUUCACCUGUGGAGUUUGGAAAUUUACCUGCACUGCAGGAUGCUGUGACUGUUGUGGGCUAUCCAAUUGGAGGUGACACAAUCUCUGUAACUAGUGGUGUUGUGUCACGAAUUGAGAUACUCUCUUAUGUUCAUGGUUCAACUGAACUUCUGGGACUGCAGAUAGAUGCAGCAAUAAACUCUGGAAACUCUGGUGGGCCUGCUUUCAAUGAUAAGGGAAAAUGUGUUGGAAUUGCCUUUCAGUCUCUUAAAAAUGAAGAUGUGGAGAACAUAGGAUAUGUAAUACCUACACCAGUUAUCCUACAUUUUAUUCAUGAUUAUGAAAGGAAUGGAGCAUAUACAGGAUUUCCAAUUCUUGGAGUUGAGUGGCAGAAGAUGGAAAAUCCUGAUCUACGAAUGUCAAUGGGGAUGGAGCCAGAUCAGAAAGGUGUGCGCAUAAGAAGAGUAGAACCCACAGCUGCAGGAUCCCAUGUCUUGAAGCCGUCUGAUGUUAUUCUUAGCUUUGAUGGUGUCAAUAUUGCCAAUGAUGGAACAGUUCCUUUCAGGCAUGGGGAGCGCAUUGGUUUCAGUUACCUUGUUUCUCAAAAAUUCACUGGGGACACUGCUCUUGUAAAGGUUCUCCGUGAUUCAAAGAUGCUUGAAUUUAACGUUAGACUAUCAACACAUAAGCGGCUUAUACCUGCACACAUCAAGGGCAGACCUCCUUCUUACUACAUCAUCGCUGGAUUUGUUUUUACUUCUGUUUCUGUGCCGUAUUUACGUUCUGAGUAUGGAAAGGAUUACGAAUUUGAUGCUCCAGUUAAGCUUCUGGACAAGCAUCUACAUGCAAUGGCGCAAUCUGUUGAUGAACAGUUGGUGGUCGUUUCUCAGGUUCUUGUGGCUGACAUUAAUAUUGGAUACGAGGAUAUUGUUAACACUCAGGUCCUUUCUUUCAAUGAUAAGCCUGUGAAGAAUUUGAAGAGUUUGGCCAUUAUGGUUGAGAGCUGUGAUGAUGAAUAUCUGAAGUUCGAUUUGGAAUAUCAACAGAUAGUGGUGCUAAAGACCAGCACGGCCAAGGCAACGACUUCUGAUAUUCUGACAACACAUUGCAUACCAUCUGCAAUGUCUGAUGAUCUGAAGACUUGAUCAAAAAUUUUGUUGGGGGCCUUUGGAUAUUAUUGCUUGCUGGCUGUGGCCGGAGUGAGCUCAUCUUUUUCGCUGGUCAAACGGAGAGAUAUAAACAUGGAUAUGCGUCCCCCCCCCCCCCAAAAAAAAAAAAAAAAAAAGCACGCGCGCACACAGACACAUUCAUUGGAUGGGGAGGGCAUCAUAAUGCUUUUUGAUGCAUGAAGCCUUGGUCCCAUUGGGAGUUGAGGUGUUAUGUAUUUGUAUGCUGGACCUUUGAAACACAAGAUAAUUAUCUUGAAGCAGAAAGGAUUGGGGAGCCUAGUAAUGCCAUUCUUGUACGAUGUGAUGUCGUAUUCACAACUUUCACUAGUCAUAACCAAUAUAUUUUUUGUUAGGCAAGGAGAAGCAUGUACUAUUUUUAUAGAGAAUAUUACUGUUACUAUAAAAUGUUAAUAUCAAAGCUGGUUCGUUUGAAAUAAAA
Messenger RNA from Neltuma alba, 2306 nucleotides. Its product is annotated as protease Do-like 9. The transcript is spliced from 9 exons. NCBI's taxonomy places the organism in Eukaryota, Viridiplantae, Streptophyta, Magnoliopsida, Fabales, Fabaceae. Bases 8 to 1843 code for a protein of 611 amino acids. Gene Ontology annotation, biological process: proteolysis. Gene Ontology annotation, molecular function: serine-type endopeptidase activity; protein binding. The record is from RefSeq and is a predicted model, not a curated record.